Molecule: messenger RNA, 420 nt
Organism: Paramuricea clavata
Lineage: Eukaryota; Metazoa; Cnidaria; Anthozoa; Malacalcyonacea; Plexauridae
Source: the annotation of a GenBank genome assembly
AUGGCCAAAAAUACGCCAACGAAAGUAUACGGAGCGCAUAAUUUGGAAAGCAGCAGUUGUUGUCGGCUGUGUAUAAAAUCAGUCGGUGAUCCCGCACAUCGAUAUAAACUAUUUAACAAAACUAACAGCGAGAUCCUUGCCAUCGCUGAGCAUAUUUAUGGCCAUCCACUUCCAAAAGAAGCAGGACUGCCGCAACUUAUUUGCAGGCCAUGUGAAAGACGCCUUCGUAGUUUCAGCGCGUUUAAGAAUACAAUUGUUCAAACGCAAUCAACUUUGACCAAGUUCAAACGGUGUAACAAAGAUUCGCCUGGCGUGUCACGCGUAUCGAAAAGUUUAAAAUCGGCACAAGAACCUCCGCAAAAACAAUCCCAAAGAGCAAGACAACGUCUCUGUUUUAUGCAAUCUUCGCAUGGGAAAGAG